UACAUGAUCCGCGCACGAGUCUAAACCGAAUCAAUUUCCACACAAAUUCCGAUUCAGCUCUCAUUCGGGUAAUCGAGAAUCGACUCAUUUUUGGCUCCUCGUUAUGCAAUUGAACUGAUUAGUCCUCCGCACAACAGCUGUGUAAAGUCUCACAAAAUCAACCCUUGACCCAUACAUCGAAUUCACACCGAGUAUUUACGAGGAGCUGGGAUGCUAAAUGAGUAGCUACCGACAUCAAAAAUGCUCUCAAAUUCAAACAUACUACCUAAACUCUACCUGUCCAUCAUUGAUGAUGUGAUAGAGAGUGUCCGAGAGCUGUUCAUAGAUGAAGGAGUAGAAGAGAAAGUUCUAGAUGAACUCAGGCAGCUAUGGGAGUCGAAGGUCCUACAGUCGAAAGCCGUGGAAGGUUUUGCCAAAGACAACAUCAAUCCGUCCGACUUUGUCCUGCAGAUUCCUGAAAGUUAUCCCCAAAAGCUACAGAAAUCCACAGCUUCUGGUGUUUUUCCUGCCAGGCAGCAGAAUUUCACAGGGAAAGCUAGCAACACCGGCACUAUCACGACAUUUUCCCUGCCACCUGGAGUCACUUAUCCUGUUCAGAUCCCUGCAGGUGUGACCCUACAGACCGCUUCAGGCCACUUCUACAAAGUGAAUGUUCCUGUGAUGGUAACUCAGGCUCCGGGUUGCCAGCGCAUGCCUCCUCAAUCCAACCAGCCACAUGUGGAGCAGAGAAACCUGCCCUCUGGUAUCCUUCAUAACCUCCCUGCCUCCCAGGUGCCUCCUCCACCUCCGUGUCCCCAAUCCGUACCCGCUCCCCAAACCCCCAAACAGCACCAGGUGCUUCAGCAUUUUCAGAUCCCCCUGGAACCUCCUAUUCAGACUCGGGUCCCUCCCGAGCCUCCUGUUAACCCCCAGCCUUCAGAGUCUCCCCCGGCAAACCUGGAUGAGUUUACGCUGGACGGAAUCGACUUUAGCCCGCAGCCGCUGGACAUGAGCACUCCGUCGUGUCUCUCGGCGGAACAGAUGGUGGAGAGGGCCAUUAAAGCGGCAGCAGAAGCCAGGCUUAAUGCUGAGGACACACUGAGUCAUUUUCUGCCUGAUUUGGAAAGGACACCUGAUGGUGCACUUAAGCUGGACAUGGACCUGCUGAGAGACUAUAACUUCAACGAGUUGACGGACAUCCCGCAGCUCGACGGGGCGUGUGACAGCAGCUCAGAGGCGGGAGAUGAUCAGGAGGAGGAAAAGGAGGAUCGAGGGCUUGUCGGGGAAAACGAGUUCCUGGGCAUGAUCAACGCCGAGGCUCUGCAGGCGCUUCAGGGGGUCGAAGGAAGCAGCGAUGGAAACGGCAGCUCCAGCAGUGACGGGGAUGAGCCUGAGCUGGAGGACGAGGAAGAGGAUCCACUGAACUCUGGAGAUGACGUAAGUGAUCAAGACAUACCUGAGAUCUUCGAUACUGAGAACGUUAUUGUCUGUCAGUAUGAUAAGAUUCAUCGCAGUAAAAACAGGUGGAAGUUUUACCUGAAAGACGGCGUGAUGUGUUACGCUGGUAAGGAGUAUGUUUUCUCCAAAGCUGUUGGGGAGGCUGAGUGGUGAGAUGGGGGGGGAAAGCAUGACACGAAACACCUUAUGAUGUUAUGUCAGUGUGUACAUUAUAUUCUUGGUUUGUUUUGGGAUUUGUUUAGAAAUUCUAUUUAAUUGAGUAAUUUUUUUUUGUUGUUGUUGUUAAUUCAAGAAAAAUUCUUUCACAAUUUUGUUUCAUGUAUAUCUGUGAUUUUUGCAUUUCCAGACUGUAUAAAAAUAUAUAUUUGCCAUAUAUUUUUAAGUGCAUUAAUUCUUCGAGAUGUUCUAAAUUUUUUUUUUUUUUGUCACUGUUUAAAUUAAAUGCACAGCAGAGAAAACUCAACUGGUGUCUUUUAUUUUAUUUAUUUAUUUAUUUUGUGUUGCCUAAUAUAUGAUUUUACAGUGGAAUGGAACCAAUUCUAGCGUCAUGGUCAGUCCUUGCGUUUUCAUACGAUUGUAUUAUUUCCAGUUAUAUUACUUGCAUCAUCCAUCUUCUUAUUGGAGUAUCCACGUUACAAAUGAUAAUGUAAAAAGCUAGAUUGGUGCAACGGUUGUCUUUCAGUGGCAUUUUAUAAACUUAAACAUGGACACAAAUCAUAUUUGUACUCUGCUACAAGUAAUCAGUUGACCGAUUUUGAGUCCAGACGACUGUAAAACACGUCCCGAUUUUAGGCCGGUCUUAAAAGAUUACGUUCUCCGAUUACCUGUUCGGAUGAUAUAAAUGUUGUAGUUUAAUGCCUCUAAUGUUGAGCCUUUUUAGGUUGAAUUGUGCCAAAGUAAUUAAUGCAAUCAUCAAGAUUCAGGGGGGAAAAACCAACAACGCAGCACCAUUUAAUUUUCCUCAAGGGUAACACGUUUUUGUGAGUUCUUUACACGUUUAUUUUUGUGCUUCGAUGGGAGGAUCCAUCAAUUAAACGAAGCAACAAGACGACAGAUCAGUUUUGGAGGUCAAGAAAGGUUUAAAGUACAAACUUGACAGCAGGGUCUUCAGUAUGCAUAAUUUAUAAUCUCCAUGAAUAAUUUAUAAAAAAA
Messenger RNA from Ictalurus furcatus (blue catfish), 2589 nucleotides. RefSeq names its product general transcription factor IIA, 1-like (gene gtf2a1l). NCBI's taxonomy places the organism in Eukaryota, Metazoa, Chordata, Actinopteri, Siluriformes, Ictaluridae. Gene Ontology annotation, cellular component: transcription factor TFIIA complex. Gene Ontology annotation, biological process: transcription by RNA polymerase II; transcription initiation at RNA polymerase II promoter. The transcript has 9 exons. The coding region runs from base 241 to 1590 and encodes 449 amino acids. The record is from RefSeq and is a predicted model, not a curated record.